ACACACUCGGAGGCUCAUACAUACAUCAGGUGUGCGAGUGAGUCACCCGCGCUCAUACUAUAAUACUCUAGGCUGCCGGCUUUUUGCCUCACUUGCACACCAGCAGCGCUCGCUCGAGGAAUUUGCUCUCUUCCUGCGCCGCGACUUGUUGCUUGCUGCUGCUCCGUUUAGUGCACUCUCUCUCUCUCUCUCACACACUCCAGCCGUUGUCGCAACCCUUACGAUGGCCGACGACACCCCAACCCUUCUUCUGCUCGACCGCUCGUGCACCUGUUGCUGCGUGCAUCACGUCUCGGUGUCCAAUAGUGACCGAAAAUUGCUGUCCACGAGGAGAGGAGACCACCAACCAGUCUUAGCUGGAAAACACUUCGUGUGGCUGCUCGCCGCUUUUCUCUUCAUCUCUAUGCUGGCGACGGCCGAGGCCUCGACGAUCAGGCAAAUCGGCGACGCGGCUUUGUGUCCGUUCGAGGCGAAACAGGACAAAGACGACACUCGCAUGCCCGCCGUCAUCACCCAGCUGACUUGCAAGUUUUCCAAGUCGUCCGGCAACUCGGACACAGACGACCCGGAGCCCGCGGGCGUCACCUGCGAGCAGAUCGGCGGCACCUGCAAGCAGAUCCACACGAACCUGCAGGUCUCGUACGCAAAGUCGAUGAUUCCCAACCGUCCCGAGCGCUCGGUCAAAGAGCGCGUCAUCAGGUCGAUCAGGAGACACCACAACAUCAGGGUAAACUCGGCCUGCGUGUGCGUCAGGUCCAACGGCAGGCCGGCCACUCCGGUCGGGCCCAACUUUGAAGUGCGCCGAAGGUGAAUUCUCGAACGCGCCUGAGAAUCGAUUGAUUGCAAAUUGUGAUACGCGAUACCUCCUAUGCUACGUGUGUGUUUGUAGUGCAGACAUCACUUUUUGGCCGUUUUGCAAUAAUAUACACUGUACUGUACAUAACAUAGUCCUGAAGCGAAUCAGGGGGAAGCAGGGUUCUUGCCAUUUGCGAACAAAGCUUUGUCAACGACGCAGAUCAUUGUCAAGCCAAUCUUUUGAUAUCUCUCGUUGCUUUUUUCGCUAUCUCGUCCAGCAUUUUUGUAAGUCACGCAACAAAAUCCCUUCAAUUUGAGAGAGCAACAAAUUGGAGCACAUUUAACAAUAGCGGAGUGCCGCAGUUAAAAGAUAUAUAAGAUUAACGUCUUUUUCAUUGAAAAAGAACUUUGAAAAAUGAUUGCAUUUUGUGCUCUUUAUAAGAGUGUGAUAAUUGUUUUUUUUCCUGGACCACUGAAUACGAAUCUCUGCUGAUGCUGUUGAUAAAUCUUUCAAGAACAAACAAUUUUCUCUGAAUCAACUGUAAAUGACCACUAUAUCUGUAUCGAUAAGUGCCUUGAGUAUACAAGCUUUUAGAACUGAUCCCUCCACUUGCAGAUCAAUUAUUUAUGAGUCUCUUUGUGAAAUAUUGUGCCUUUGCCCAUGACAUAUCAAAAUAUUGUUUUUUUGAUAUAGUUAAGUUGUCCUAGUGUGUAAGUAUUUAUUUUAUUUAAAGAUGCAUGUUUGUUGGUAAUAUUAUGAUCUGCUAAAUCAAUAAAUGAUUUAAAAU
This is a messenger RNA of Cloeon dipterum, 1583 nucleotides long. RefSeq lists its product as uncharacterized. The record is from RefSeq and is a predicted model, not a curated record. The transcript is spliced from 2 exons. Lineage: Eukaryota; Metazoa; Arthropoda; Insecta; Ephemeroptera; Baetidae. Bases 224 to 811 code for a protein of 195 amino acids.